This is a messenger RNA of Biomphalaria glabrata, 495 nucleotides long. RefSeq names its product salivary glue protein Sgs-3-like. Lineage: Eukaryota; Metazoa; Mollusca; Gastropoda; Planorbidae. Bases 1 to 495 code for a protein of 164 amino acids. The transcript has 2 exons. The record is from RefSeq and is a predicted model, not a curated record.
AUGGUUAUUGCAGACAGCAGGGUGAGGAUACAGAUCAAGUGUCACUUAAUUAUCCAGCUAGGACUUCAGUUUGACUUCAGCGUGGCUGCAAUGUGCUAUGAUACAUAUUUCAAGUUAAAACCAUCAGAUACUAAACUUUUGAAGUUGAAACCAUCAGAUGAUAAACAUUUGAAGUUAAAAACAUCAGAUACUGAACAUUUAAAGUUAAAACCAUCAGAUACUAAACAUUUGAAGUUAAAACCAUCAGAUACUAAACAUUUGAAGUUAAAACCAUCAGAUACUAAACAUUUAAAGUUAAAACCAUCAGAUACUAAACAUUUAAAUUUAAAACCAUCAGAUACUAAACAUUUAAAGUUAAAACCAUCAGAUACUAAAUAUUUGAAGUUAAAACCAUCAGAUACUAAACAUUUGAAGUUAAAACCAUCAGAUACUAAACAUUCAAAGUUAAAACCAUCAGAUACUAAAUAUUUGAAGUUAAAACCAUCAGAUACUUAA